Messenger RNA from Chelmon rostratus (copperband butterflyfish), 1985 nucleotides. It is a transcript of the gene pgd, whose product is annotated as phosphogluconate dehydrogenase. Gene Ontology annotation, molecular function: NADP binding; phosphogluconate dehydrogenase (decarboxylating) activity. The coding region runs from base 108 to 1559 and encodes 483 amino acids. Gene Ontology annotation, biological process: pentose-phosphate shunt, oxidative branch; pentose-phosphate shunt. The transcript has 13 exons. Gene Ontology annotation, cellular component: cytosol. The record is from RefSeq and is a predicted model, not a curated record. Lineage: Eukaryota; Metazoa; Chordata; Actinopteri; Chaetodontiformes; Chaetodontidae.
CGCUGGGAAGGGAACAAGGAAGUAAAACGAGCGAGAACCUGAAGUGAGGUGUGCGAGGCUGUCAUUUGAACACUGUCACUUCACCGUUGCUCUACCCGCAGAACACCAUGGCUCAAGCAGACAUUGCACUGAUCGGAUUGGCUGUCAUGGGCCAAAACCUCAUCAUGAACAUGAAUGACCAUGGCUUCGUGGUCUGUGCUUACAACCGAACCGUGUCCAAGGUGCAUGACUUCCUGAAGAAUGAGGCCAAGGGCUCCAAGGUGAUUGGAGCAGAGUCUCUGGAGGACAUGGUGUCCAAGCUGAAGAAGCCCAGGAGGAUCAUUCUGCUGGUCAAGGCUGGACAGGCUGUGGAUGACUUUAUCGACAAACUGGUUCCUCUUCUCGAGGCUGGGGAUAUCAUCAUCGACGGCGGCAACUCUGAAUACAGAGACACAACACGGCGGUGUAAGAGUCUGAAAGAGAAGGGUUUGCUGUUUGUCGGCAGUGGAGUCAGUGGCGGAGAGGAGGGGGCACGCUAUGGACCCUCACUCAUGCCAGGAGGACAUAAAGAGGCCUGGCCACAUAUAAAAGACAUCUUCCAGAGCAUCGCUGCCAAGGUUGGAACAGGAGAACCUUGUUGCGACUGGGUGGGAGAUGAGGGUGCUGGGCAUUUUGUGAAGAUGGUCCAUAAUGGCAUUGAGUAUGGCGACAUGCAGCUGAUUUGUGAGGCCUAUCACCUGAUGAAGGAUGUUCUGGGUAUGGACCACGAUGAGAUGGCACAGGCCUUCGACAGUUGGAACAAAACAGAGCUCGACUCCUUCCUGAUCGAGAUCACGGCUAACAUCCUUAAAUACCGGGACUCGGAUGGCACACACCUGCUGCCCAAGAUCCGCGACAGCGCCGGACAGAAAGGAACAGGGAAGUGGACGGCCAUUUCAGCCCUGGAGUACGGCACACCUGUCACCUUGAUUGGGGAGGCUGUCUUUGCCAGAUGCCUGUCCUCACUAAAGGAUGAGAGGGUGGAGGCCAGCCGCAGCCUUUCAGGGCCUCAGGGGGUCAAAUUCAGCGGGGACAAGGCCGCCUUCCUGGAGGACAUCAGAAAGGCCCUGUACGCCUCCAAGAUCAUUUCCUACGCACAGGGCUUCAUGCUUCUGCGGCAGGCAGCCAAAGAGUUCGACUGGUCCCUCAACUACGGUGCCAUCGCUCUGAUGUGGAGAGGAGGCUGCAUCAUCCGGAGUGUCUUCCUGGGUAAAAUCAAAGAGGCUUUUGACAGGGACGCAGAGCUGCAAAACUUGCUGCUGGACAGUUUCUUCAGUGAUGCUGUGCAGGACUGUCAGGAGUCAUGGCGCAGAACAGUCAGCACUGGAGUCCAGCAUGGCAUCCCUAUGCCCUGUUUCACCACAGCUCUGUCCUUCUACGAUGGUUACAGACAUGAACAGCUGCCAGCAAACCUCCUCCAGGCCCAGAGGGACUACUUUGGAGCCCACACAUAUGAACUGCUGUCAAACCCUGGUCAUUUCAUCCACACCAACUGGACGGGCCACGGUGGAAAUGUCUCCUCCUCAUCCUACAAUGCUUAAGGUUCCUCUGCACAUCACUCAAAAACACAAAAAAGACGGGAGGCGGAGGACAAGGGGAAGUUAUCUGUGAGAGAAGAAGACAUGUUACACAUUCCAUCUUUAUAACCAUGCCUGAAUAUUUAGGAGCCACCCACCCCAACAAUGACCUGAAUCCAACUUUUUACUCCUUUCAAAGACGUGUUGUUGCGGUUUUAUUUAUCAAGAAGUGGAAUCAUAGAUUGUGUGCUUUGUUAACUCUACACCCUGUGUGUUUUGGUGUAGCGACUGAGGAGUGUUGACUCCAUCUGAAUGCUAUUGAUAUUAUGCUGGCUAUCAGGCUUACUCUCACCUGUCAUGUUGGGCCCAGGGUUCACCGUGUUAACACUGGAUUAAGGUGAACUGUUGCACUGUACUGUAUUAGGCUAAAUAAAGACUUCAAUCCCUUUA